GCUCUGAAAUCUAGGGUGUCGCCGUGGUGGCUCUAUUCGAAGGCGACGGCGGUUGGUCGGUCGUCUCUGUGUUUGUCCUCUUCUAAACUCCUCAAACGGACCCGGUACAGACUGUCGGUUCAGCUGUCAAGCGAGAUCUGUGCGGUUCGGCGUUGCUGGGAUGAAGCGGAAUAUCCUUAAUUUGAAUCAGAUCGCUGGUGUAGUUUGAAGAAAGAGAGUCGGGCGGAGGAGCCAUUUUGUCCCGACAGUGUGAUAGAAAGAAAGACAGAGACAUUAAAAACACCAAACACUACACUUUUCAGAGGAAACAUACAUCUUAUAUAUUGCCUUCGGAGUUUAAAAAAAUAGUCUACAGAGGAAAUCAAAACAAUUCAGCUGCGAAGAGACUGUCCGUGUGUGUUUAUAAAGAGCUCAGAUGGCGAAGAAGACCUAUGAUCUGCUCUUUAAGCUGCUCUUGAUUGGUGAUUCUGGGGUGGGAAAGACCUGCGUGCUGUUUCGAUUUUCAGACGACGCCUUUAACACCACCUUCAUCUCCACUAUAGGAAUCGAUUUUAAGAUCAAAACUGUUGAAUUGCAAGGAAAGAAGAUAAAGCUACAGAUAUGGGAUACAGCGGGACAGGAACGGUUUCACACCAUCACUACCUCUUACUACAGAGGGGCCAUGGGAAUCAUGCUCGUAUAUGACAUCACCAACACCAAGAGCUUCGAAAACAUCAGCAAAUGGCUCAGAAAUAUCGAUGAGCAUGCUAAUGAGGAUGUGGAGAGGAUGCUGCUAGGCAACAAGUGUGACAUGGAGGACAAACGUAUCGUACCAAAAGCCAAGGGGGAACAGAUCGCGAGAGAACACGGGAUUCGCUUCUUCGAGACAAGUGCAAAAGCUAACAUCAACAUCGAGAAGGCGUUCCUCACAUUAGCAGAAGACAUUCUCAGAAAGACGCCCGUAAAAGAGCCCAACAGUGAAAACGUGGACAUCAGCACUGGAGGCGGAGUCACAGGAUGGAAGACCAAGUGCUGCAGUUGAACAUACACACACAGAUACUCACACACUUUACACAAACACACACCAUCUGUUUCUCUAUAUCCCUCUCUCUCUCUCUCUCUCUCUCUCUCUCUCUCUCUCAUUCACUCAUCCCUCGUUUCUGUCUAACACUCUUCCGUUCUCUCCUCAUGGGAUUCUCUGUAAAAUACAUCUCUAAUGUUUCUCACACUCACGACUGCUUGCUGACAUCAUUUUUAUUUCUGACAAAAAAAAAAUACAAAUGUAAAGAGAAAGUCCUUUCAUGUUUCUUCUUAUUUUAAAGUUUAAAGAAAGAAAUGAAUUUAAGCAAAAAGUGCAUUCACCACUACAUAAAGACCGUCAGUGGACCUGGAGAUGUUGUCUGUCGGCACAGAGGAGCGGCGUAGCGUUCCGUACGACAUCCUAGACGAGACUUUUAGUCCAGGGGUGGUUAGUGUUGUGUGUUAGUGUGAGAGAUCUUCUCUAGCUGGGUUUUUUUGUUCUCUGAUUUGAUUUCUUUCGUCCGGUGCCUUAAUGUAGAGCCUUAGAGCUCAUCCCCCAAACACACAUUUAAACAUCACUUUUCUGUAACAGUUGCGCGCACACACACACACACUGGUCCUCUCCUCUCUGCUUGACCCGCUAACCCAACCCAACACACCUGAGUGGAACCAUCCGGACUCAAUCUGUUUGCUCAGAAGAGAAUGGCAUUAUAUAUAUUUUUGUUUUGUUUUUUUUAAAUUGAGUUUGUUUUUCAGAAUGUUUAAUGAAUCUCCUCUGUAUGUUUUGUUUUGUUUUCCCUCACUCAGUUACUCAUUCUCUCCUGCAUGCUGUUUUUUUGGGGUCUUUUGUAAGUUUUGCCAUGUUUGUAAUUGACAGGAAGUAUCUCUUCUAGUCCAGAUACGUGUCAGGGAGGGGAGCGUUCUCUUUGGAAAUUCAAACGAUUUUGCAGAUCCAUUAAAAAUAAGCUUGUUUAAGUUA
Messenger RNA from Sinocyclocheilus anshuiensis, 1978 nucleotides. RefSeq names its product ras-related protein Rab-10-like. Gene Ontology annotation, molecular function: GTPase activity; GTP binding. The record is from RefSeq and is a predicted model, not a curated record. Lineage: Eukaryota; Metazoa; Chordata; Actinopteri; Cypriniformes; Cyprinidae. The transcript is spliced from 7 exons. The coding region runs from base 416 to 1021 and encodes 201 amino acids.